AUGGGACAAAUAAAUACUGAAAAUUUGUUAAGACAACUGCCCUUAAUUAAUUCCAAAGGAGUAGGCUUCCCACAAGAAUCAGUUGUAUCUAAAUUAAAUGAAGGUCAAACACAAACACAAGGACAAAUUCAAACGUUGAAUUUAAAUCGAUCAGUGAAUACAAAGGAAAUGUUUGAACCAUGGUAUAAAGAGUGUGAUGAAUUAAAAAAUAGAUUGGAAAAGGAUAUACGAGAGGGUGAAACUUUCCAUGAUUGGUAUAAGGAGAAAUAUUUGAAUAAGAUCCCACCUGGUUUACUUGAUGGACAAAUGAAUGUAUUAAGUCCGAGCAAGAAGUAA
Molecule: messenger RNA, 336 nt
Organism: Henningerozyma blattae CBS 6284
Lineage: Eukaryota; Fungi; Ascomycota; Saccharomycetes; Saccharomycetales; Saccharomycetaceae
Gene: MVB12
Product: ubiquitin-binding ESCRT-I subunit protein MVB12
Exons: 1
Coding region: 1-336 (111 amino acids)
Biological process (GO): endosome transport via multivesicular body sorting pathway
Cellular component (GO): ESCRT I complex
Molecular function (GO): ubiquitin binding
Source: RefSeq, a predicted model, not a curated record